AUGAAGGGCAGGUUCCUCCAUGUGGGGCGCUCCCUCAUUGCUCUGGGGAUUAUCUGCAUCUUCCUGGGAAUCGGCAGCUUUUUCCCGGUCUUUUCCUACAAGCCCUGGUUUGCUGACUGGAGCGUACGGAUUGCCUGUCCCAUCUGGAACGGAGUCAUGACUUUGAUUGUGGGUGUGCUGGUUGUGUUGGCAGAGAAGGAAUACAGUUCACGAUCUCUGCCCGGCGCUGGCCUGACCUUUGGCCUGGUGACCCUGGUGACGUCGUGCCUGCAGUUUGCUGUUGCUCUGGCUGCCGUGCUGAUCGGCCCACUGUGCUACUUUGCCCAGGAGGGGGUGUCAGGCCAGGGGUACCUGGGCUAUGCCGUGAGCUUCCCCUACCCCUACCGCCUGCCCCCGCUCUGCCUCGACCCUCCGCUCCUCGAGUUCUACCACCUCGGCCAACACCUCCUGGCCAUGGCCCUGGCCCUGGUCAUCUUCGCCCUGGCCCUCGCCCACUGCAUCCGCCUCGCCUACAGGUUCAACGCCACAGGAACCCUCCGUGUACGUGACCUCCUCCUCUACACCCGGGCCUGA
Molecule: messenger RNA, 573 nt
Organism: Amblyraja radiata (thorny skate)
Lineage: Eukaryota; Metazoa; Chordata; Chondrichthyes; Rajiformes; Rajidae
Product: transmembrane protein 212
Exons: 3
Coding region: 1-573 (190 amino acids)
Source: RefSeq, a predicted model, not a curated record